CUCUGCCCUCAGGCACCUGGUCCGGCUGGAGGCCGUAGAGCAGGGGGCUGAGGCAGACUCAGGCGCCGGACAGCUCGGUCCGAACCCAGCACGGCCCCCUGCUAACUGGGUGGCUUUGGGUGACUCCUCGCCUCUCUGUGCCCCAGUUCCAUCACCUGAGAAUCGGGGCUGUUGGAAGGACCCACAUCCGGGGUGGCUGUGAGGGUGGCGCAGGCUGGGGCGUGGGGAGCACUCCAGUGGCGCUUCAUAAACACCUCGCGGAAGAUGAACGUGGACGCAGACACUUGUACUAAACAAACCAGGAAAAGAAAGAACACGUGCCUGUUUGUUAGGUCCCGGGUGCUUGUGACAUCUCUCUCCAUACUUGUCUGUAUUUUGGGAAUAUCUCGUAAAUUUAUUUUAAAAACUGAAUAGGGCCCUAACCGGUUUGGCUCAGUGGAUAGAGCGUCGGCCUGCGGACUGAAGGGUCCCAGGUUCGAUUCCGGUCAAGGGCAUGUACCAUGUGAUGUUUCUCUCUCAUUGAUGUUUCUAGCUCUCUGUCCCUCUCCCUUCCUCUCUGUAGAAAAAUCAAUAAAAUAUAUAUUUUUUAAAAAAUGAAAAAAAAAAAACUGAAUAGGGAUUAGCCAGGCUGGGCGGGAGGAGGGCGUUGCAGGCCGCGGGAAGAGCCGGACGCAGAGAAUCUCGCGCCGCCAACACUGAGCUGCUGCGUCCGGGCGGCGCUGGGCGAAGCAUUGAUGUUGGCACCUGGGUUUGGUGGCAAGAUCUUCGCCCUCAUCGUCUUCUCCUCCCUGCUGACCGACGGCUACCAGAACAAGACGGACUCUUCGCAGCUCCGCUGUGUCCUCAACAGCAGCAACAUGGCCUGCGGCUUCGCCGUGGGCGCCGGCUUCCUGGCCCUGCUCAGCUGCCUGGCCUUCCUGGCCCUGGACGCCCACGAGGGCCACCUCGCCUGCACCCGCUUCCGCACGGCCUUCCAGCUCCUGGACUUCAUCCUGGCCGUCCUCUGGGCAGGCACCUGGUUCCUGGGUUUCUGCUUCCUGGCCAACCAGUGGCACCGUUCGCCGCCCAAACAGUUCCUCCUGGGGAACAGCAGUGCCAAGGCCUCCAUCGCCUUCGCUUUCUUCUCCGUCCCCAUCUGGAUAUUCCAGGCCUACCUGGCCUUCCAGGACCUCCGCGAUGACGCCCCGGUCCCCUACAAGCGCUCCCUGGAUGAGGGGGGCGUGGUGCUGACCACCCUCUCCCCGCCCUCCGCCGCCAGCCCCAUCAACACGCCCACCACUGGUCCCAACAGCAUGAGUUACGCCAGCUCUGCCCUGUCCCCCUAUCUGACCACGGCGAAGGUCCCCCGCCUCGUCAUGAUGCCCGACAACUAGACAGCCCCAUCACCUCAGUAAAGAGC
Messenger RNA from Myotis daubentonii (Daubenton's bat), 1399 nucleotides. RefSeq names its product synaptogyrin 4 (gene SYNGR4). The record is from RefSeq and is a predicted model, not a curated record. Gene Ontology annotation, cellular component: synaptic vesicle membrane; neuromuscular junction. Lineage: Eukaryota; Metazoa; Chordata; Mammalia; Chiroptera; Vespertilionidae.